Mizuhopecten yessoensis (Yesso scallop) is the source of this 9160-nucleotide messenger RNA. Its product is annotated as NFX1-type zinc finger-containing protein 1-like. The record is from RefSeq and is a predicted model, not a curated record. Gene Ontology annotation, biological process: regulatory ncRNA-mediated heterochromatin formation. Gene Ontology annotation, molecular function: helicase activity. Gene Ontology annotation, cellular component: nuclear RNA-directed RNA polymerase complex. The transcript is spliced from 10 exons. NCBI's taxonomy places the organism in Eukaryota, Metazoa, Mollusca, Bivalvia, Pectinida, Pectinidae. The coding region runs from base 502 to 8208 and encodes 2568 amino acids.
GAUUAUAUAACCUUGCAUGGAAAUGACUGAAGCCAUUAAGGAAUUGAAUAUUGCAUAUUUAUAUCAUACAAUGCUCAAUCAAUAUCUUAUCUUAUAUAGUUAUAUAUAGUUAAUAGCUAAAUCGGUGGAUCUUCGUUUCAUCCUGAUCAGCAAUUAAGGAAGUAAUAUAAUUUUAGAUCGCUAGGCCAAUUUGCACUAUAUAUCUACUCACUGUGUAUUGACGUAAUCCACUGGAUGUCACAUUCAGACUCUUCCAAAACAAUACAUGGGAAAGUCUAUUGUUAAAUUCCAGGGGUGAAUGAGUGAAGCGGCUGGGGUUGAAAUUAGGAAGGGUACCAUACAAAUACGAUUAAAGCGAAACUGUUGUAUUAUAAUGUUUGAGGAGUUAAAUGGGUAAGCCUGGGGAAAUAUGAUGAUGUUCCAUAUAAGAUAAUGUUCCAUAUAAGGAAUUUAGAUGCUGAAGGAGCUAGUUGACUUACAUAGAUGGCAGUCAAAUAGACAAUGGAUUCUGACGAUGAGUAUGGCAACAAUACUGGCAGCAGAACAGGCCCACUAAGAAUCCUCAAUAUUGAUGACGAUGAAACAGAAAAUACAAAUGGUACAAGAAGGAAUAGCAGACAAGGGGGCAGAUCCAGGGGUCCAAGAGGACGACAUCCAAGAAACCCUGAGUCCUCUCAGAGUAGAAGUGAAAGCAGAGGCGGUAAUGCAGAGAGAGGACAUAGAGGAGAUGGCCGAGGACGAGGCAGUAGGGGUGGAAGAGGCGGGUCUAGAGGAGCAUCUGGUGGAUUGACUCGAGGAGCAUCUGGUGGAUUGACUCGAGGAGCUGCUGACCUCCGAAGAUAUUCUUCUCUCAGUAGAUUGGAUACGGUACCAAACAGAAAUGAGGAUGUACAAGAUGCUACUAAUGCUAGAUACCGUGAUAGUUCGAGACCAAGAAGAAAUGAUACUCGUUCCAGACCACCAAGAAUGUUUGGCUACAGGAAACUCAGUGAGCUCAGUGAAAAGACCAAUUCAGAUGAUGUUCUAAUGGAAUUACUGUUGGAAAGUAGUGGAUUUCAAACUCUAUUAAAGAACAUUAACAUGCAGAUCGACUGGAGUAGAUUGCUUCUAUCUGUACUAGGAAAAGCUUGCUCCUCUUCUAAAAGCCACAGCAAGUUACAGUUAGUGGGAUUAAUGGUUCAAGAGAAUGUCAUGAUGCUUCAAGUGACCACAUUCCUUGCAAAAAUCAAGUCCAGGAUUGCUGUGAUGUCCCCUGACCAUCUUCAGUGCAUGAUUCAAGAUGUUUGCAAGAUAAUGAAAGAGUUGAUGCAACGAAUGCCACAGGAGGUCCACACUGUUAGUAGUGCUGUGUUGAUGUUAGAUGCUAUUGCUGAGGACCAUACAUUCAAUUUACAACAGAAUCCAGAUAUUUUGGAAUUGAUUAAUGAUGUAUCUACAAUUAUGAAAACACUUGUAAAGGACAUUGACAACCAAAGAAGAGAUAAAAACAUUCAACCUGGUGGCCGACGGAAUUAUAGAGACAUGGAAUCAUUGCCUCCCCCAAACAAUUUCAGAGAACUUCCGAUACUGCCUGAUCUGAAGGACCUGCAAUUCAAUGAGAGACCUUUUAUCAGGAGAAACAAGAUUGAUGGCAGCUAUGAUGACUUGCAUCAUUAUCUGGACGUACAGUUCCGUCUCCUAAGGGAAGACUACAUCCAACCAUUGCGGAAUGGAAUCACAGAGUACAGGAGGGGCAAGAAGGAUGCCAAACAGAGAUUCCAAGAUAUCCGUCUGUAUAACAAGGUCAAGGUUAUUAGACCAGUCUGCUCAAACAGCGGGAUUCUACAUGUCAUACAGUUUGAUGUGUCCAAGAUGCAGAAAAUGCGUUGGGAAUCUUCUCGUCGACUUAUUCAUGGUUCACUUGUGUGUCUGUCCCAAAAUGACUUUGAGACGAUUCUAUUUGCCACUGUUACAAACCGUGAUGUCAAAUUACUUCAACAAGGACUAAUAGAAGUCCAGUUCAAAAACAACUUCCAAAGUGUUUUUGACAUCAAACCAAGCGAGGAAUUCAUCAUGGCGGAAACUACAGCUUAUUUUGAGGCUUACCGGCACAUCUUGAGAGGACUUCAGGAGAUAGAAGACGGUCUGCCGAUGCAGCAAUAUAUUGUAGAAUGCAAGCAAGUUUUAAAACCACCGAAAUAUAUACGAAACAAUAUCCACUACUAUGAUUUCAGUCCUCUUUUACCUAAGCAACAUUCCAGUACAGAGUACGUUCCAGUCAUAAACACACGUCAAUGGCCAAGUGCAGCAGAGCUACAGAUGGACAAAUCCCAGUACCGGGCACUGCAGAUGGCAGUAACCAAAGAGAUGGCACUCAUCCAAGGCCCUCCCGGUACAGGAAAGACGUUUGUUGGAUUGAAAGUCAUGCAGCUCCUUCUCCACAACUCCGAUGUCUGGAGACGAUCAGACGACACAGACGACGAAGACACGCCAAACGAUUCCAUAUUGGUUGUAUGUUACACAAAUCAUGCACUUGAUCAGUUUUUGGAGGGAGUAUCUGAAUUUUGCGAUAGCAUUGUUCGUAUUGGUGGGCGUUGCAGCAACCCGAUUUUGGAACCUUUCAUGUUGAGUAAUCUUCGAAAGGAAGCUAGAAUGAAUAGACAGAUUCCGAAACUAAUUUGGGAGAGGAAAGCAGAUUGCAGGAAACAAAUGAAUGUUCUCAAAGACAAAAUUGAAGAUGUCAGCGCCAAACUUGACGCUUCUCGGCUUGGUAUAAUGCAGGAGAAAACGCUUGAACUGUUCAUAAAGGAGCAGCAUUAUACAGAACUAAUAUCCGGCCGUCUGAGAAACAAAGAAUUUUCUGCAAUUCAAUUUUGGCUGUCAAGUGACUUGCAAAAUGUCAUUCCUCAAACAAAAGAAGACACUUCAACAAGAACCUCUGCUGCUGAAUAUUCAUUAUAUUCAAAUUGGAUUGACAAAGUCAUAAAUGGGCCUUCAUUUGAACUCGGAAGUGAAAACAUUCUGCAAGGAGACCUAUGGACCAAAAAACUCGUUGAAAGGUUAUGCAUAUAUAAGCAAUGGGUAAACUCAUAUAUAUCUUACAAACAGAAAUGUAUUGAUGAUGUUACUGAGGAUGUCCAGGCACUUGUAGAGGGAAACAAAAAAUCCGACAAGACAGACCUUCAACACAAGCAGAUGCAACUUCAAAGACUUCAAAAAGACGUCCAAACGGCAGAGACACAAAUUAUGUCGGAGAACGCUUUGAAGGAUGGCCUCAGAUUGGAGCUACGUCAACAUUUAGACAGCCUGCUUAAAACAAAAUCGUAUACACCUACCAACUGUUCUGUAAUGGAACACUGGUUACAUAUAAACGAUAACACCGAUUCCCAAGGACUUUUCGCCGAGGCUCUAGAAGCUUUAGCAUCAGUAUCGGAAACCAUAGACACACUGGAGGAAGCCGAAGCCGCUGAACUGGAGCGCAUUGUUUAUGUCGACGAGGAAGAAGAUAUUAAACAACCGAAACUCCAUGAAGAGAUGUUGUCUAGGGCAAUGGCUGAUUUAGCAUAUACUUUCACUGGAACUGACAACAUGACUGAAGCUGUAGGGACUGAUACACAGUGGCAGGUGGCAACUUCUACGAAAAACACGAAAGCGGUGAUGCGUAGAAUGCUGGAGCAGAGUCAGGCAAUGUCAGAAAAGGAGGAGUCACGGCAGCCUGCUGAUGUCUGGACUUUGUCUGUCGGGGCCAGGUUUUCCCUUUACAAACUUUGGCUUUCAAGGUAUCAGGAUUCCCUCAGUUCGUCUAUUCAAGAUAUAGUGCAACAAUAUUCAGAUAUCUGUGAUGUAUAUCAAGAAGUCAUGGACUGUGAAGAUGUGGAUGUCAUCUCGGGAGCACGGGUUAUUGCUAUGACGACGACUGGGGCUGCAAAAUAUAGAAACAUCCUGAGAUCUGUUAACCCCAAGAUCAUAGUAGUUGAAGAGGCAGCCGAAGUGUUAGAAUCUCACAUAGUAUCCACCAUUAAUUCUAACUGCCAACACCUGAUCCUCAUCGGCGAUCACAAACAGCUACGACCUACUCCUACAGUGUACCAGCUAGCUGUUCACUACAACUUGGAAAUAUCAUUGUUCGAAAGAAUGAUAAAGAACGAAAUUAACUUUGUCACCUUAGAACUGCAACAUCGCAUGCGACCAGAGAUUUCGAAGCACAUGCGACACAUCUAUCCGGAGCUGCGAGAUCAUCCCUCUGUAUUUGGAAUGAAGGACGUCCUUGGAGUUGAAAGAAAUAUAUAUUUCAUCGACCACAGUUUUCAUGAGACAUUCCUGGGAGAAACGAAGAGUCGCUCGAAUAGCCAUGAAGCCGAAUACAUCGUGUGUCUGUGCAAAUAUCUGCUCCAGCAAGGAUACAAGCCUACACAAAUCACAGUUCUGACAAUGUAUACUGGUCAGGUGUUUGCUCUGAAGAAACUCAUGCCUAAAAAGGAUUUUGAAGGUGUUCGAGUGACAGCCGUCGAUAACUACCAGGGAGAGGAAAAUGAUAUUAUUCUGCUCUCUUUGGUAAGGAGCAACAACGAUGGUAGUGUCGGAUUUUUGAAAACAGACAACAGAGUCUGCGUCGGCCUUUCCAGAGCUAAGAUGGGAUUUUACGUGAUCGGAAAUUUCUCUCUCCUGUGUUCGAAGAGUAACUUGUGGUCAAAUAUCGUUCAAACUCUCAAAGACAACAAUGCGUUUGGAUCGUAUCUGACGCUGAAAUGUCAAAAUCACCCAGAGAAAACUGUCAAAGCUACAAUGAAGAGUGACUUCAGCAAGACACCAAAUGGAGGCUGUACCACACCGUGUGAAACACGUCUACCUUGUGGUCAUGUUUGUGAACAAUAUUGUCAUAUCUUUGACAGUGCUCAUCAGAAAUACCGUUGUUUGAAGCCAUGUGCUAAGGAGGUUUGCGAUAAAGGACAUGUUUGCACUAAGAAAUGCUGGCAGGAGUGUGGGAAAUGCGUGAUGAACAUUAUCAAGACUAUUCCAGUAUGCGGGCACAAGCAAUUAGGCCCAUGUCAUCAGGAUCCCCACAGUUUCAAGUGUCGGUCAAAAUGCGAGGUAAAGCUGAGUUGUGGUCACAUAUGCAGCGGAAAUUGUGGAAAGUGUAAAGAAUACAACACCCACCAGAUUCAAUGUCCAGAGCUCAUUCAGCGCAAAUUGAUUUGUGGACAUUUGAUACAGUGCAAGUGUUACCAAAGAAUUGAAGACUUCUCUUGCACGGAAAAGUGCACUACUAAAUUAGAUUGCGGUCAUCCCUGUUCUGGAACAUGUGGAGGUUGUUUCCAAGGACGCUUACAUCUUCCUUGCUUCGAGAAGUGCACCCAGAUGUUAAUAUGUGGGCAUAGGUGCGGUCAGAAGUGCGGUGAACCAUGCCCCCCAUGCGUUAAGAAGUGUGGUCUUCGAUGCGAGCACAGUGCGUGCUCUGUAAUAUGUGGCAAACCCUGCCUCCCAUGUACAGAGCCUUGUACAUGGGCAUGUGAACACCAAAAGUGUACGAGACUUUGUCACGAGAUGUGUGACAGGAUACCAUGUGACAUGCCAUGUCCACAGAAACUUGAAUGUGGUCACUCUUGCUCUGGACUCUGUGGGGAAGUGUGCCCGAAGAUAUGCUAUUACUGCGACGAGGCAAAGGCGAAGGAAAUCUUCAAAGAUGCUACACCUGCCACUAGAUUCAUAGUGCUGGUGGACUGUACGCACACAGUUGAAAAGGUUACCAUGGAUACCUGGAUGAACAGUGAUACACCCAACUCGAAACCAUUUAGUCCCCUGGAAAUAAAACAAUGCCCGACAUGUAAUAAACCAAUCUUAAACAGCAAGAGGUAUGGCAAUAUUAUCAAACAAUCACGUGGCCUCAUCAACGCUGUUAAACAGCAGCUUAUUGGCAGUAAAAGGAAAAUCCAUACCCAUUGCCAGCAAAUGAAAGUAUUGGUGGCCAAACUUCAACAGGUUGAUACGGAAGGCUUCAAUGUUUUGAUGCGAAAACUUGAACCUAUUUCUCAGGUGACGAUGGCGUCUCUUGAAGUGGUCGAUAUCCAAAGAAACCUGCUACAAUCUAUCAUCGACAAACUGCAAGAACUUCAAAGACUCCAAGUGACACAAUACCAAAGGAUGGGUAUGCAGGCACAAGCGUCACUCAGAGCAUUAAAAGGAUGGGUAAUAAAGACAAAAUUCAAACCUAACAAGACGGAUAUCAAGUCCAAACCCCGAGAGACUUUCACUCCUCAAGAGCAAGUGGAGGUUAGGGAGGAGAUGUUAAGACUAUCAUAUGUAACAGAGGUGAUCCGCUGCGCAGAUCAUAGCCACUUGUCAGGAAUACCAAGCCUGACUACCCAGUAUGACGACCUACAUCGAAUCUUGGAAGAUGGGCGCCCUAUGACGCAAAGUCUUGAUGAGAAACUGAUCAAGAUUUUUAAGAGUUUGAAUGCCAAAGACCCUUCAUGUCAACCAAUUGCCGAACAGAGAUGUAUACCAAAGUCCAUGAAUGAUUUUGCUCAAAGAGGACGAUGGCAGAAAUGCAAUGAAGCCAACCAUUUGCUUUCUGCUGAGCAAGCAAUAGGAACAGCAUGUCCUCAGUGUUUGAAGGUGAAAUUAGCCAAGAAUAGCAAUACACAACAGAAACCGCCUCAGACUCCGACAAGAAACACUCUUCAUGUGGCUGAGAAGGUUGUAGGUCAUAGAAUAGCUGAUGAAGACCUGGCUUCAACUUUCAAUACCAGAUCCGUUCCUCAUUUAACUGGAAAUAAUUGGACAGUUGAAAAUCUAGCAGAGCUCACUAUGAAAUAUAAAAGUGACACUUCUUCAAACGCAAGUGUAGAGACGGAGGUAGCAGAUGGGUAUGUCAAAUAUACAGAGGAGGUGACUCCUAUUCCAAAACCCAGAAGAAAGAAAAUUGAAGUACCAAAUGCCUAUGAUGUUAUGGACUGGAAGGCGUUUCCUCCAAAACCUAGGAAGAUGGACCAAGACCAUGAGACGACGGAUCUGCAGCUUACUGACAUGUCAUCGAAGCAAAUACACGUUUCGGGUUAUACAGGCCAAACUCAGGUUUCUCAAAACACUGACCGCAAGAUGAAUACAUCGGAGAGGACCAAUUCAGGCUCACCAGUAAGAAUAUCGUACGACAGAGAAUCUCUAAAACGCUUGAGAACAUCACCUUAUUCACAUGUAUUUCCUCCCUGUCUUCAUAGAGCAGAUCUUCUAUCCAUUCUGAACAUCCCUAACGACAGGGCAACCGAAGUAACAACAGAAGUUAUAGAAUCAGAAGAGGUUACGGAAGCGAAUAGAGAAUCCAUUAGGAGCAUGGCUCCCUCCACCAGAGAAGAUGUGAUAAGCCGUGCCCAAAACAACUCCUACGGGUUACAAUGGACUGACCCUAAGCCUGUUGUUCCGGUAGGGCAAACAUAUGUUACACACGGAGACGCCGGAUUAAGAAAGACUUCCUUUACCUCUCAAACCGACAGGAAGCUUGAAGCUAUAACAUCUGAAGAGGCAGUGGAAAUCAAUAAGGAGGCGGUUAGGAAAAUGAGUGUCCCCUCUAGAAAAGAAGUGAUCGGUGGUGACCAUUACGACCCAACUGGCUAUCAGUGGACAGAUCCGAAACCUGUUAUGCGAGCUGCAAACACAUCGUCACAACAAGCAGACGUAGGAAUGAAACCGGCGUGCUUUACCCUUACAACGGACGUUAAGAGGGAAACUACAAGAUCUGAAGAGUCUAUGGAAAUUGAAACGAGGUCAGUUAGGGAUAUGAUUAGCCGUUUCCAAAGCAAACCCGCCGGCAAUCAGUUGACAGACCCUAAACCUGUUGAACAUGCUGCAAAACCAACGUCACCUCCAGCAGACUGGAGAAAGGCGUACUUUACUCCUCAAACGGACGUUAAAACUGAAAUUACGUCUUCAUACGAAGAAUACCGAAGACCAGAUGUGAAGCCUGUUAGACCGAAAUACUCACAAUCCGCACCGGAAGUAGAAACAGAAUUGAAAAAGACAUACGAUAGGAUUCAGAUAGAAUCGGAGACAGACUCGGUGCCUGCCAAUCCACCAAUCAUUGGUCAAAAGCAGAGAACGAAGAUGUUGUUCCAGUGCAUUGAGAACAAUUGUACUCAGUUGGAGGCUCCUGGACUUUCCGGGCGAUGCCAGGAACACUAUGCGAUGCGCGAAGUGUCCCUACUGGAGCGAUUAAAAAAGUUCUGGAAAAAUUGAUUGUACAUGCAUUUCCAUGGCAGAUAUCACUUCGUUAAGCAUACAACGUUGAGAGUUGUACAUCACUCUCGAUUACAUUCAUUAAAAGGAAAUAGUUACGACCACAGGGAAAUGUCUGUUUCUGUUGUCUAUGGAUCCUCCCUCUGUGAUACAUAGAAACAAGAAAUGAAACUUAGGUAUCGCUGACUUUAAUCUGGUGUCGUUAUAUAUCAUAAAAAAAACCAUAUUAUAUACCUGUGUAUAUUAAUUCAUUAUAUUUGUGAACACUUUAGCAUGUAGGCGUUACAUGGUAUCACAGGAAAUGACGUCAAUCUGGCCAUCCAUUGGCCCCCCUAUAUCUAUGUAAUACAGAAAGGUAGAUCAUAUUAUAUUUCAAUGCGGCCGCUAACGUACGUUAUUCAAAUUACUGAUCAUUAUGUGUCAUUUGAUGUUUAGUUCUGAAAAAAGAGUGUUUGUUUUUUCUUAAUUUUUAUCCAUGUUGUAUCUAUUUUUUAUUUGCGCUGCUUUGUAAGGUUUCAUUAGGUUGUGAAACAAACCUAGUGUUGGUGAUUAGCUUUUAUUUCCUGACUUUGUAUUACGUAUAUUAUAUAUCAUUUAACUUAUUAUGUUUAGCGAUAUUGUUAGACUUUGGAACUAGUACUGUGAAAAUAUAAUAUCAAACAGUUCACUUUCAUUAAAGCAAAAUCGCCAACUUUUCAUUCUUAAAGAAUUUAUUCAGAGCGGAAGAUUUCUAUUGAGAAAUCCGCGCUUGAUUUUGAAAGUUGUGGUUUUAUUGUAGUAGACUUUUUUGCUGAUACAAUAGCUGGUGUAAGUGGCACAAGACAUAAAGUUAUGAUGUCUUAUUUCACUGAUAAUAUUAUACACAAACAAAACAAAGAUAUGUAAAUAAUGCAUGUUGCAAUGGACGUUUCCAUUAUUGAGUUCAUGAUCCUUUGUUUUGAGGUGACCCAUC